AUGAACAGAAUAUUCGGAGCCUCACGCACAAAGGCACCCAAACCCUCCAUCACAGACGCAAUCCAAGCAACAGACUCCCGCAUCGACUCAAUCGAGGUAAAAAUCCGCAAACUCGACUCCGAACUCUCCGUCCUCCGCGACCGCAUGUCCCGCCUCCGCGACGGCCCAGGCAAGAACUCGCUGAAACAAAAAGCCAUCAAAGUCCUGCGUCAGAAAAAGCUGUAUGAGAGUCAGUUGGAUACCUUGCAGCAACAGACGUUUAAUAUGGAGCAAACGGCGUUGACGACGGAGAAUUUGAGGAAUAUGAUGGUUAGUGUUGACGCUAUGCAAACUGCCAACAAAGAAAUGAAACGGCAGUAUAAAUCGUUCAAUAUUGAUAAGAUUGAGCGGAUACAUGAUGAGAUGGCCGAUUUGCUCGAACAAUCGAAUGAGCUACAGAGUAUCAUGGGACGGUCAUAUGAUUUGCAGGAGGAUAUUGACGAGGAUGAGUUGGAUGCGGAACUGGAGGCGCUUGGGGAUGAGCUCGGGGAGGAGGAGGUGGGGGUUGGUGGUAUUCCAAGUUACCUCAGGGACGAAUGCGUACCAGACUUCGUGGAUGAUGCACCGCUGGAUAACGGGCCGACGAAGAUUGGUGAAGCUGCGGCGUGAGAAGGUGCUCGCAAUGGUGCUGGAUGCUGGAUUUGCGUUUUGCGGGCGUGAUGAGUGGAAGGGGGAGUCUUGGAAAGCAACGUUAACAUCACGUGACGCUAUCUUGGCUCGGUGAAAGUGCGCACCGGCCUCCUCCCACAACCGAGGUUGCACGGCAUAAGAGUGAAAUGUACGAUUACUUAGGAUACGGUACGAGUAUUGGCGUUAUUGGAUUCUCAUUCCCU
Molecule: messenger RNA, 872 nt
Organism: Saitoella complicata NRRL Y-17804
Lineage: Eukaryota; Fungi; Ascomycota; Saitoellomycetes; Saitoellales; Saitoellaceae
Exons: 1
Coding region: 1-648 (215 amino acids)
Biological process (GO): vesicle budding from membrane; late endosome to vacuole transport via multivesicular body sorting pathway
Cellular component (GO): multivesicular body
Source: RefSeq, a predicted model, not a curated record